AUGAAGGAUCUUCAUUCAACAGCUUUCCCUUCCCGUCACACCAGUCAAUGCGACUCCUGCAUUUUCCAGCACCAUUCUCUGCGCAGUCCAGACUUUAGUCAAGCCUUCAUUGGUGGGCAGAAAGGCUACCAGGCCUACCGGGACCUACCAUGGGAUCUUCAAAAAAUUCAUCAGUCAGCCAUCAAAAUAAGACAUCUUGAGCCCUGGAAAAUUGCAGUAAUUGUUAUUGGAACAGCAGUGGCAGCAGCUAUUACCAUUGGUCUCCUAGUUUAUUUUCUGGCAUAUGAUCAGAAGCUGUUCUAUUACAGUGCCAAUGUAAAAAUCACCAACAUCCGAUACAAUAAUGAAUUUUCCAGACAAUCCUCAGGAAGGUUUAGAGACCUGAGCGAGAGGGUUGAGAGACUGAUCGACAAGACAUUUUACAAUUCCAUUUUAAGGAAAAAAUACAUCCGUUCACGCUUAAUCAGAGUGAGCCCAGAUACUGAUGGUGUGAUGGCAGAGGCUUUGCUCACAUUCUGGUUCUCCUCUACGGAUUCUAGAGAAGCAUUGCGGGAAAGAGUUGGAAGGAUCUUACGGAGGGGCCUGAAAAAAUACACAGGGCCUCUGCGAAUAAAUGUCCGAUCUUCUACCAUCUCAAAUGUGGAUCCAAUCAGAGCAGAAGCCAUUUUCAAUGACAUCUGUGGGUUACGGCAGAAUAGAUCAGUCAAGUCAAUGGCAAAAUCCUCAUCACUGCGAAUCGUUGGCGGAUUGUCUUCUGCAGAGACCGGGGAUUGGCCCUGGCAGGCCAGUUUGCAGUACAAUAACAUCCAUCGCUGUGGUGCAACACUCAUCAGCAACACAUGGCUGGUGUCUGCAGCUCACUGCUUCAGAGACAUGACUCACCCUCAGAAGUGGACUGCUACAUUUGGAGCUCUUUUGAAGCCACCAAGCUUGAAGCGAUCAGUCAAGAGAAUUAUUAUCCAUGAGAAUUACCUCUACCCAGAACAUGACUAUGACAUUGCGCUUGUGCAGCUUUCCAAACGAGUUGAGUUCACGAGCAGCAUACACCGUGUCUGUCUGCCAGAGCCAUCUCAGACUUUUCCCUACAAUAUUUACGCUGUCAUCACAGGCUGGGGAGCUCUCACCAAUGAUGGUCCAGCCCCAAAUGCUCUUCAGGAGGCAACAGUGAAACUUAUUGACUCAGACACUUGUAACAGAGAAGAAGUGUAUGAUGGGGACAUAACACCCAGGAUGUUGUGUGCGGGAUACUUGGAAGGAGGAGUAGAUGCUUGUCAGGGGGACUCUGGGGGACCACUUGUUACUCCAGACUCUAGACUGAUGUGGUACCUCGUGGGAAUAGUGAGCUGGGGAGAUGAAUGUGCCAAGCCAAAUAAACCUGGAGUUUACACACGAGUGACUUAUUUCCGUGACUGGAUUACCACAAAAACAGGCAUCUAAUUCUAAAGUAAAAAAUGGAUUUUACUACAUAGACUACAUGUAACUCAUAUUUAUCUGUAAUUCUGAAAAGUUAUUUUUUUAGUAUACAUAUCCCUAUAUAAUUUUGGUUGAAGCAACCUUGGUCUACAGCAAGCGCUAUCUUUGCUGUCAAAGACCCUAAU
Molecule: messenger RNA, 1598 nt
Organism: Vidua chalybeata
Lineage: Eukaryota; Metazoa; Chordata; Aves; Passeriformes; Viduidae
Product: transmembrane protease serine 11E-like
Exons: 10
Coding region: 1-1437 (478 amino acids)
Biological process (GO): proteolysis
Molecular function (GO): serine-type endopeptidase activity
Source: RefSeq, a predicted model, not a curated record